Messenger RNA from Odocoileus virginianus texanus, 579 nucleotides. RefSeq names its product protein FAM32A. The record is from RefSeq and is a predicted model, not a curated record. Gene Ontology annotation, cellular component: nucleolus. NCBI's taxonomy places the organism in Eukaryota, Metazoa, Chordata, Mammalia, Artiodactyla, Cervidae.
UAGCAAAAGGGAAGUGUGGCGUUUUACAUCCCGAACUUUCCAGGAGGCCAUGGAGGCCUACGAGCAGGUUCAAAGGGGGCCCCUGAAGCUGAAAGGCGUCGCAGAGCUCGGAGUGACUAAGCGGAAGAAGCAAAAGAAAGACAAAGACAAGGCGAAACUCCUGGAAGCGAUGGGAACGAGCAAAAAGAACGAGGAGGAGAAGCGGCGCGGACUGGACAAGCGGACACCGGCCCAAGCGGCAUUCGAGAAGAUGCAGGAGAAGCGGCAAAUGGAAAGGAUCCUGAAGAAAGCAUCCAAAACCCACAAGCAGAGAGUAGAGGACUUCAACAGACACCUGGACACGCUCACAGAGCACUAUGACAUUCCCAAAGUCAGCUGGACCAAGUAGCAGGCCCACCCUGGGUACCAGGUGGCAUCAAGGAGGAGCAGAAGGCAAUGUCGCGGUUAUGUUUGGGGCCUUGGUAUUUUCUAGAAACGUUGUUGUGCACACAUCCUUGCGUCUUCUGCUGAGACAGUGCUUUUCAAAGCUGUGUGUCCUCAUUCUGGAACUUGAUUAAAGUAAGACUGUCCUUUUCCUCA